Molecule: messenger RNA, 411 nt
Organism: Rotaria sp. Silwood1
Lineage: Eukaryota; Metazoa; Rotifera; Eurotatoria; Philodinida; Philodinidae
Source: the annotation of a GenBank genome assembly
AUGUCGCGUCAUACAAUCUGUGGUGUUAUCGAAAGUUUAAAUGAUAAUUGUGUUUUAGAUCCAGGUGAUGUUGUUAUCGUUACUCUAUGCGAUAUAACACUUUGGGAUUGGCAACGUAUUGAUUUUCCACAUAUACCUCAACGAUUUAUUGUAUCAAAUGUUAAAUUAGACAAUUGUGAUUAUUUUCCAAUUCCAUUUACACUUUAUUAUAAUGCUGAAGAAAUUGAUAAAAAUUUAUGUUAUGGUAUACGAUGUGAUAUCUUAGAUAAAGAUGAACAAGUAAAAUACAGUUCAGAAAGAUUCAUUGAUGUUCUUACUGAUAAAUAUCCAAAAACAAAUAUAAACAUUACUGUCAUACCAAGUGAUGUUCCUUCGACAACAACAAAUGACAAGACAGACGACGAUGACUAG